AUGCUGCCUCUUGGUCUUCUUACGGCCGCACAGGGCCAUCCCAUGCUGGUAGAACUCAAGAAUGGCGAAACUCUGAACGGCCACUUGGUCACCUGCGAUAACUUCAUGAACCUUAUCCUGCGCGAGGUAGUGCAAACUAGCCCCGAGGGUGACCGCUUCUUCAGAUUACCUGAAGUCUAUAUCCGAGGCAACAACGUGAGUGCCCUGACGAGCAGUGGACUCGCCCCGCUAUUUGGCCGCAUACUAACAAAUCACCAGAUCAAAUACCUACGAGUGCCAGAAGAGAUUGUCGAAAUUGUGAAAGAACAACAACAGAACCAACCACAAGGCCGUCGUGGUCACGGGCGAGAUGGUGAUCGUGGCCGCGGCCGGGGCCGUGGUGGUGGCCGUGGUGGUCGCGGUCGGGGACGAGGCGGCCCCAACUAG
Molecule: messenger RNA, 426 nt
Organism: Penicillium paradoxum
Lineage: Eukaryota; Fungi; Ascomycota; Eurotiomycetes; Eurotiales; Aspergillaceae
Product: U6 snRNA-associated Sm-like protein LSm4
Exons: 2
Coding region: 1-426 (141 amino acids)
Biological process (GO): P-body assembly; mRNA splicing, via spliceosome; spliceosomal snRNP assembly
Cellular component (GO): spliceosomal tri-snRNP complex; P-body; U6 snRNP
Molecular function (GO): U6 snRNA binding
Source: RefSeq, a predicted model, not a curated record